AUGGCCAUCCUGAGACCACUCGUGAAGCCUAAGAUCAUCAAAAAGAGCACCAAGAAGUUCACUGGGCACCAGUCAAACUGAUAUGUCAAAAUUAAGUGUAACUGGUGGAAACACAGAGGUAUUGACAACAGGGUUCAUAGAAGGUUUGAGGGCCAGAUUAUGCCCAACAUUGGUUAUGGGAGAAACAAAAAGACAAAGCACAUACUACCCAGUGGCUUCUGGAAGUUCCUGGUCCACAACGUUAAGGAGCUGGAAGUACUGCUGGUGUGCAACAAAUCUUACUGUGUUGAGAUCACUCACGAUGUUUCCUCCAAGAACUGCAAAGCCAUCUUGGAAAGAACAGCCCAGGUGGUCAUCAGAGUCACCAAUGCCAAUGCCAGCCUGCACAGUGCAGAAAGUGAAUAGACAGUGAAUGUGUUUGUUUUAUUGGGGUUUAAAUAAAACCAAUAAAACUGUAAAAACAAAAACAACAAAA
Messenger RNA from Nomascus leucogenys (northern white-cheeked gibbon), 475 nucleotides. Its product is annotated as large ribosomal subunit protein eL32. Gene Ontology annotation, biological process: translation. Gene Ontology annotation, molecular function: structural constituent of ribosome. Gene Ontology annotation, cellular component: cytosolic large ribosomal subunit; ribosome. Lineage: Eukaryota; Metazoa; Chordata; Mammalia; Primates; Hylobatidae. The record is from RefSeq and is a predicted model, not a curated record.